UAUUCAGUACUGUAAGAAUUUUAAAAAAGAAAAGUUACCGCGAAUUGUGAAAUCUGUUGCGAAUAUUAACUGUCAAAAAGUCGAAAAUAAAAACUUGAAAUGCGGAAUUUUAUUGAAUAUUGUAGCUUAUGUUAUAAACAAAUAAAUUAGGCACAUAAUAUUUUUUAUUAGGCUACACCUAGUAAAUUACCUAAUAUAAUGCGUCGUAAUUGGAGAGGUCGUUACAGAAAUAAUUGGUAUCCAGACCGUCGUAGGAAAACGAAUAGAGAUGCUGAAGACACAAGUUUAGACAAUUCAUCUAGUUCGGCUCGUAUUUCAAGCACUACUGGAUCUUCCAGAGCACCAGCAAACCGAUUACCAAUUGUGGUUCCGGUGAAUUCUGGUAAUAAUAUAUGGAAGAUAUAUUUUCCUACCCAAGACAGCCCAUCUGCAGAAGUUACUAAAAAAAUACAGUGUUUCAAAUCAUUCAUAGAUAAGAAUAAAAAUUUGUUUGAUCUAGAAAAGAUAGAUCAAACUCGUAGUGUACCUUUGGAUGUGCAGAACUUGCAGAAUGAGUUGAUACAAGGGUGGCCCUCCUUUAGCAAUGAUUUAUCAGAAGCUCCCAAUGAUACAUUGAACUUAUUAGAGUACUGUCUACAUGAGACAUUAAAAUGUGAGUCAAAAAUAAAAGUAAGAAUACUAAAUCAUCAACCUGUGAUCCCAUUGGCUAAUCUCAAAGUGAAUUAUUUUGGCAAGUUGGUGACAAUUAAAGGAACAGUGAUAAGAGUGGGGAGUGUGGGACUUAUUUGUACCUCAAUGGCAUUUGAAUGUUCCAGCUGUCAUUGUGUUCAAGCUGUUGUACAGCCACAGGGAAUAUUUACUGCUCCAAACUUUUGCCAGAGUUGUAAUGGUGGUGUGAAAUUUGAACCUAUCCAGUCAUCGCCUUUUACAACUACAACAGACUGGCAAGUCGCGAAAAUACAAGAAAUACAAUCACAGAGCAUAUCAGGAACAAUUCCAAGAAGUGUAGAAAUCGAACUACAAGGUGAUUUGGUGGGCACAGCAUGCCCCGGUGAUGUGCUGUCAGUCACUGGUAUAGUACAGGUGCGUGGUGAAAGUAAGGGUGGUGAAGACGGCAAAAGAGCUGCCAGAUUGUUGCAAUUAUAUAUUGAAGCUGUUUCCAUACACAGCCAAAGAAAUCUUAGCAAUCCAUCUCUUUCUUUCACUUUGAAAGAUUAUUAUGCCAUCCAGGAGAUCCAUGCAUCAGAAGAUGUAUUCAGAUUACUAGUUCACUCUCUGUGUCCAACUAUAUUUGGUCAUGAGCCAGUAAAAGCAGGUCUUAUACUGGGCAUGAUCGGUGGCACAGAGAAUGAAAAUGGAUCAAGGUCCAAUCCACACAUACUUGUUGUUGGCGAUCCUGGAUUAGGAAAAUCGCAGCUGUUACAGGCAGCAGCACAUGCUGCGCCUAGAGGUGUUUAUGUGUGUGGGGCUUCUGCGUCAGCCGGGGGACUCACUGUGGCACUAGGUAGAGAGGCAGGCGGGGAUUUCGCACUCGAAGCUGGUGCACUAGUCCUAGCCGAUAAAGGAGUUUGUUGUAUUGACGAACUUGAUAAGAUGACAGCAUAUCACAGCAGUUUGCUGGAGGCAAUGGAGCAGCGACGCGUGUCAGUGGCGAAGGGCGGCGUGGUGUGCAGCCUGGCCGCGCGCGCCACCGUGCUGGCCGCCGCCAACCCCGCCGCCGGCUCAUACAACAGGGCUAAAACAGUGGCUGAAAACUUAAAACUAAAUUCAGCUCUACUGUCGAGAUUUGACUUAGUCUUUAUUCUCUUGGAUAAACCAGAUGAGAAAAUAGAUGCAAUGCUGUCAGAACAUGUGUUGGCCUUGCAUUCAGGACAUAAAGGCAAAAACACUAAUAAGAAAACCAAUCCAAAUAGUAGUAAUAUUAGCAUUAGUGAUGGUGAUAGCAACCAAUCACUUAGUCAAAGGUUACAACUAAAGCCUGGCGAAGUAAUCGACCAUUUGCCGCUAGUAUUACUGCGCAAAUACAUAGCAUAUGCUAGACGAUACGUUCAUCCAAAACUGAGUGCUGAAGCAGCUAAUGUUUUACAAAAUUUCUACUUGGAACUGCGUCAUAGCCAAGGCGAUACUCAGGAUGGAACGCCUAUUACUACGAGACAGCUGGAAGCUUGUAUACGAUUAACCCAGGCUCGUGCAAGGGUGGACUUGCGAGAGGAGGUCACUGUACAAGACGCAAACGAUGUGAUCAGCCUCAUGAAACACAGUCUUAUUGACACUUUCAGUGAUGAGUUUGGAAACAUACAACUGUCGAGAUCAAUCCAUGGGUCGGGAGUCAGUUCUAGAAGUAAAUUGAAGAAAUUCCUGGAUGUAUUGACCAGACGAUCGCAUCAAUUGGGUAAAGAUAUAUUUACGAGAAAAGAAUUAAUUCAAAUACACAAAGCAGCAAACAUUGGAGGUGAUCCCAACGAUCUCAUAGAAGCAAUGCAUAUACAUUCUUAUUUAUUGUUAAAAGCAUCUAACACAUAUCAACUAAUAGCCAUUUAGACGGUAAGAGAUGUAGUUAUCAAUAAAUUGUAAUGUUUCAAA
Manduca sexta (tobacco hornworm) is the source of this 2583-nucleotide messenger RNA. RefSeq names its product DNA helicase MCM8. Gene Ontology annotation, cellular component: MCM complex; nucleus. Lineage: Eukaryota; Metazoa; Arthropoda; Insecta; Lepidoptera; Sphingidae. The record is from RefSeq and is a predicted model, not a curated record. Gene Ontology annotation, biological process: DNA replication. The coding region runs from base 199 to 2541 and encodes 780 amino acids. The transcript has 15 exons. Gene Ontology annotation, molecular function: single-stranded DNA helicase activity; ATP hydrolysis activity; single-stranded DNA binding.